CUUCCGGUUACAAUGUAAACAACGUGAUUUGUUUCUUGCAUAGAAAUUCGUAAUUGUAUUUCAUGGCAGUUAUUUGUACCACUCCAACAUUAUGGAUGGGAGAUCUGGAAUCAGACUGGGGUGAAGAAUUUAUAACAAAUGGUUUCCAGAAUAUGGGUAUAACAAUAAGAUCUCUUAAAAUCAUCAAAAACAAAGUAACAGGUUUGCCAGCUGGGUAUUGUUUUGUUGACUUUACAGACAAAGACAAGGCACAAGAAGCUUUAUUAAAAUUAAAUGGAAAGGUGAUACCAGGAACAUCUCCGGUCAGAAGAUUUAAACUAAACAGUGCAGGAUAUGGUAAAGACAGUACACCAUUACCUGAGUUUUCCUUAUUUGUUGGAGAAUUAUCAGAUGAUGUUGACGACUAUGUGUUAUAUCAGGCAUUUGCUAAGAGAUAUAGGUCAUGUAGAUCUGUUAAAAUUGUGACUGACAGUUCAGGACGAAGCAAAGGCUAUGGCUUUGUCAGAUUUACAGAGGAGAAUGAUCAACAGAGAGCUCUUAUUGAAAUGCAACACUUUCCUGGAAUUAGUCGUAGACCAAUCAGAGUUAGUCUAGCUACCCCUAAAAGACCGCUGCCACCUGAUGUAUCUGGAGAUGUACAUUACAGUCAUUAUUAUGGUCAUAAUUACCCUUACAGUGCCUCAUAUUACCAGUAUUAUGGAUCCCAUACUGCUCCUCAUUCAUCACAUGAUCAUGCACAUCAUGAAUCUACUACUGCAGAAGAUGAAAUGGAUACACUAGAAGAACCAGAAUUGGAGAUAGAUGUAUUUAGAUACAAUAAAGACUUUAUGGAACAAAGUGAGGAAGUGUUUGAAGCCAUUGAACUUUCCAGAUGGACACCAUUAGACAGUAUUACAUCAAAAUUACCUCCCCCUAUGUCUAUCUAGUCAUUAUCUCAACUAUGUGAACAGUUAUUGUGUCAUUUUAUUCAUAAUGAUAAAACAUCUCUACAUUGUGUCAUAAUGUUUAUUACAUUUCAGUUCAGGAACAAAUGUAUUAGAUCGACAAACAAUAUUAUGUUUGGCUUGAAGGAUUCAAAUAUAAUACAGAAUGUGUUCAUUGUAUCAUUGUCAUAUAAAUUGUUAACUCACUGCCAUUAUUUAUCAUCUGUCAUUUUCUACCAUAAAGCUAUUGAAAAAA
Molecule: messenger RNA, 1179 nt
Organism: Mytilus californianus (California mussel)
Lineage: Eukaryota; Metazoa; Mollusca; Bivalvia; Mytilida; Mytilidae
Product: tRNA selenocysteine 1-associated protein 1-like
Exons: 10
Coding region: 63-926 (287 amino acids)
Molecular function (GO): RNA binding
Source: RefSeq, a predicted model, not a curated record